Molecule: messenger RNA, 2606 nt
Organism: Ciona intestinalis (vase tunicate)
Lineage: Eukaryota; Metazoa; Chordata; Ascidiacea; Phlebobranchia; Cionidae
Source: RefSeq, a predicted model, not a curated record
GGUAGUAGUUUUAAGUGUUUGACUAAAUGCCUUUAUCAGAUCUGCCUACCUGUUAGCUGGAAGCAAAUCAAGAUAAUAAAAGUCAAGAAUAUUUGGUUCGAGUUGAAAUCUGCAUUAUUCAUGUGAAGAUAGAAGCUCCUAUCAUAAAAAAUCAGUGAGUGCUUGGCCCGACAACAACGGCUAGAGCGGCUUUCAAAGCUUGUUUAUCUGUAACCAGCAGACUGCUAGAUAUUAUGAAGCCGUCAGUCCGCUGUGCAGUCAGUACCUAUCUGAACGAGCUAGAGUCAACUUGCUUUAACAACUGUGUUAUGAUCAAGAUCGAAUAAACCAUGGCACCACAGACAGCCAGCACGGGAAACGUGAACCUUAUUAACGGACGAAAUGCAGUAUCUGCAAGUAAAGAACUAUUAGAUUGCAAUCACAAUGCUGUAAUCAGCGAGAAGGCCGCACAACAACAGGCUACCGUUGGCGCCCCGAACAAACGACCCUCAAACGGGGGCGAUGUAAACGAUCGUAGUCGUAAGUUAAUCAAAAGCUGCUUCACCCAUCUCAACACUAACCUCAAUGUGCUGGUCAUCGGAGCCAAAGGGGCAGGAAAAUCUUCCCUCAUUAACUCCAUGAACAUGGCUCUUACACAAGAAUGGAAGGACAGGGCAAAAUACUGUCCUGGAAGAAAUCAUGUCAUCGAUGAGUGUGUUAUGUUCCACAACAAGAAAGCAGGCGGGAAAGUAGUUUUCUGGGACACCCGUGGCUUUGAGGACAUUCAUGCAGAUGAUCAUGCCAUUCUCAUCCUGCGAUACGUCCUCGAAGGUCGCAUCCCAGCCAAAUGCAUCCCGUGUGUCCUUCUCAUGUCCAAAGAGAUCAUUAAGAAGCGAUAUCACAAGAUCUCAGAGACCAAACGACGGAUUGACCUGGUUUUGUUCGUCUCUUCCCUCACUGAGGAGCCCAACACCCGGCUUAUGUCACUCACUGAGCAAGCCAUCACCACCUCCAAGCACACCUGUGUAAACAGAGUCCCGAUCGUAUCGGUUGCAACCAAGAGUGACUUGUUCAACACAGUGAAGCCGGACGAGCUGCACGACUACAGCCUCGAGCAUGUCGUCACCGAACGCCGUGAUUCCGCACGUGCUUCCCGCCGAAGUCGACUCGCAACUGUGCCUGAAGUGGUUGCAAGUGCAAAGGUGGUUGACAACUACCGAUGUGAGCUCGAACCCUGGAGUGACGAAUCAGCCAACCCUUCCAUGGUCAAAUCAUCACCUGACCGCGACGCUCUCCUGUUGUCAGUUUGGAGAGAAAUCGUUUCGAGAACGGCUGCGUGCGCCGGCAACUCCGACCGACGAAAACGAGCUUACUCCGCAUCCUCACGACCAAUGUGCCGUUGCCUGCCCUUCAAAUUCGACUACAUGCGACUGAGAAGUGCUUCUUUCUGACUGGCCGGACACAAAAUAAGCAAAAGGCCCCAAGCCAGGAGCUAAUAUGUACGGACACAAGCGACGCUGCAUUCUAAACUGCAAGCGAGUUAAACAUUAUGCGAUUUCGGUUCCAGAGGUGACUACCGCAAAGACAAUUUUGCUUUACCCUUUCAUGUAAAAAGCUGGUGCUCUUUGUACGUUUAUUUGCACUCGUGAUGAACUGCAACUUAUGGCAGUGCGUCCCGCUGUUACACGGAUUUCCAGCAAGGACGAGCGUCAUCACUGAGCGCUCUAAAAACUCAGGGUGCAACGAAGUACCUCUUGAAGUGUACUUGACGCGAGGGUUGGCAACCCUUCAAUUCAACCAACAUUUAUAGGGACUAGAAAGGUGUCUUCGGGAGGCCACAGCGCCCCUCUUAUUGGUUAAGGUGUAUAUCGAGAGCCCCGUCUAGGUGGCAUUGCGGGGCAGUAUUAUUAGCCAUACAUUUUCUUGGCUAUGAUAGCUACAGACUUGCCAGAAGCAACGUUUUAUUAAACCCAAUCGUAUUAGGAAAUUGAGUGCCUUUUCACGCACUGGUAAAUUUACCCGCUUGCCAAUCUAUUAAACACAAAUCUGUUGGAUCAAGUCGGGAUGUAAAUUAGAUCAUUGUGCUACCCAACCGUCCUUGCGACAAACUUUUUUUGUGUUCAUUCUGUGGUUAUUGUAAACAUUCAAUUCAUCUCAGGCUUGGUGAUCUCCCUAACGCUUUGAACACAGCAGCCGGGCAUCGCCGAAUAAAACGUUGCUGAUUUUAAUAAGAGGCUAAAUCAGGCCUUGCAUUUGAACAUGUUGUUCCACGCUUUUCUCUCAGUGUUCGUUUUCGUGGGCCCUUGCCGCGUUUUAUUCAAAAUAAUUCUUUUCUUCUCUGUAUGGUGCAGAGGCUGACGCAAAGCGUCGUUUUAUUCUGAAGCUUUUUAUCACAUCUUAACAUUUUAGUGCUGCGUUCUUUUCAAUCGAACCCAAGAGAUAAAUAGCAGUUUAAUCUUUCACUGUUCUUACCGUUGUCUGCCUUGUUCAAUGAUCAUUCAUUUGAAAAGGUGAUCGUUCUAAACGUGUUUCUUUGGCGUUUUUUCACCUCAACAUUUGUUAGUACUUAUUCCAUUUCUGCAUUUUAUUUCAAUACUUAAAACAAUAAAAAAAAACUUUAUAAAAUA